Metopolophium dirhodum (rose-grain aphid) is the source of this 5152-nucleotide messenger RNA. Its product is annotated as sporozoite surface protein 2-like. The transcript has 3 exons. Lineage: Eukaryota; Metazoa; Arthropoda; Insecta; Hemiptera; Aphididae. The record is from RefSeq and is a predicted model, not a curated record. The coding region runs from base 619 to 2274 and encodes 551 amino acids.
UCGUCGAACGAAACGAAAAAAAAAUCAUCUCUCUCGGCUCUAUCUCUGUCUCUCUCUCUCUCUCUCUCUGUGUGUCCGUCUCGUCUCCGGACAGUCAUCGACCGUCUCGUCCCCAUCUGCAGACGUGCGAUUGAGACGUUAUGAUAUAAUAUGAUAGUGUGUAAAUUACUCGCGACAACGAUCCGGUCUCGAGUCUGAGUAUAAUAUUAUACGUAUCAUCAAAUGGAAUAAUAUUUUUUUUAUAAUUCGUUCGGAUCCCACACGCGUCAUAUGAUAUAACGACGUCGCGAAUCGUGCACGAUAUUAUAUUAUUAUCGUCAUUGUUUUUUGUGUCGUUAACAAAAAAAAAAAACACCUAGCAAACACGCGCCCCUCGGCCUGUCACAUCUGUUCGGCGAACACAAAAGAUCCGAUCCAACAAAACAUCGUAUACACACGUCAUAUAUCACCGACGACCAAAGCUCGCGCACCUAUAUAAAAACGAUAUACACCGAGUCGCCGACAAUACGUGUCGCGAUAAUAUUGAUAUCAUUUGCUAGCCUGUCAUUUCGGUUCCGGGUCAUUUUUUUCUAUUCUACUUCCGUCUGAUCGCGUCAUCUUAUCACCGCACGACGACCAAUGGCCGUCGACGGGAAAAACGCUUCCGGCCGGCUCGCCGCCGCGACCGUCCUCUGGCUGCUCGUCGCGAUCUUCGCUAACCAGGAUUAUGUUUACUGUGAAGGAGAACAACAACAACAAUUUCAACCUUCACGACAACAACAGCAGCAAACACCAUCAACACAACUUUCACAACAACUACCACCGCAACCACAGCCACUACCACCAUCACAACUGCCACCACCACCACAGCCACAACAACCAUCAAAUCAGCAAGUAGACCUAUCACAACCACUUGGAAUAUUAGGUCCACUAAUGAAUAAUAAUGGAAAUGAUAUGCAACCAAACAUAAAUCGAUUUCCUGGACAAUCAAUUAAUCCUGAUUUCGGAUCCAUACCAAUAACACAACUACAACAAACACCAAGCAAUGUCGGAGGUCCAUCGGAUAUGCUGGGUGGUGUGCAAAUACCGUCGUUUUCUGGUGGUCCAUCCAUGGUUCCCGUUACCCAGGCUGGUGGUGGUCCAUCACUGGCGCCGAGCUUCGAUGAAAAUAACUUAUCUCAAGGAAUAAACCAACAGUUUCCCUUAAACUCGCCAUUUGAGUCGAACCCUAACCAAAACCCUAACCCUAACCUUAACCCUAACCUUAACCCUAACCCUAACCUUAACCCUAACCCUAACCCUAACCCUAACCCUAACCCUAACCAUAACCCUAACCUUAACACUAACCUUAACCCUAACCUUAACCCUAACCAUAACCCUAACCCGCAACCAGACCAAAAUCAAUGGAGGCCACUGCCCAUACAUGUUAACGAACCGACGAAUAACGCGCAAGGCCCUAUGGUUAACCUUCAACAAAAAUACCCGGAACAAAAUUUACAACAGAGACCAAAUAUGAUGUCGGUUCCGUCACAUAUACAAUAUCCACAGAAUCGUUACCCUGGGUCACCCCAUGGGCCACAAAUGGGCCAACAGAUCCAGUCACAGAUCCCGAGACCAUAUCAGCCUCAAUAUUAUUUCAAUAGAAAUGCUGACAAUAUGUACGAAGUUCCAGUGUCAACCAAUCCACCUGCAGGUUAUCCAGGACAGUCGCUCUCAAACAUGAACUUUGGAGACCUGAUGCAUCCCGCGCAGUUGUUCACUAAUAUGAUGCCGGAAACCCCGAUGGACUUAAUGCAGAAGCCGAUCGGCAUGAUUCUCAACUCGGUCGACAAGCUGGGUAAGUACGGCGAGGGUGUAAAGGAGGGCUUAACCAACGCGUUGAGGGAAGUGGUCACCAAAAUAUUCAACCAAGGCCAGUCGGGAGCGAAUAAAGUGUUUGAUAUUGGCUUGAAAGGAACCAAUGCCGCCAUAGACUUCGGCCGAAGGAUUUUGAUUCCGGAUUCCAGGAAUCCGCAGGUGGGCGAUCCCGGUGCCAGGUAUAACACGCCGCAGCUGAGCAUGCCGCCGGGCUACAGCUUCAACCCUAAUCAGUUGCCAUCCGCCCACAUGGGCUAUGGUAUGCAGCCUCACGAAGGGUCAGGGCAGUUCGCGGGUGGCAACGGUAACGGCCAAAUGCCCUCCGCACAGGGCACCGUUCCGCAAAAUGAGUACCCGCCACAGAGGUCAGGGCCGAACUAUGGCGUGAAUAACCCCACCAGCAGCCCACAGCCGAUCGUCCACUACGUCCAGGGCUAAGGGCACUCACGUGGUGCCGAGUGUUCCCAAGCCACCGUUAUCCUCAGCCUUUUAAAAUAUUAUCCUCUCCGCAUAUUCUCACUCGCCUUCACGUCACUAUACUUUAUAAUAUAAGACGUAUACUUGCAUUAUUAUUUAUUACCAGGAGGGCUGGGAUUUUAAUUUCCUAAACAAAACGCAAAAAUAUUAACUUGGAACUAUAUAUUUGAAAAAUGAAUUUCUUAUAGCUUAGGAACUAAAAAACAAAAUAAAUUAAAUAAGUAUUUUUAAAAAAAAAUUAUUAGUACAAAGGUACUGCAUAUAGAUAGGUUGGAUGGCAGUACAAUAAGUGUAGUAUUUUGCCUAUUUCGUACCAUAUUUUGUAGACAUGAGAACGGCGGUCGACUAGUGUUGCAUAAUAAUAUGUACCUAUAGGUAUCUGUAGCUAAGUACCGAUAUUAUGGCUUAUAAUACAACGAUAAAUUGUAUAAUUAUUUGUGAAAAAUUAAUUACAUACAUCAAAGAUUCCCUUAAGUUUUUAAUUCCGUCAAAUUUGUCAAACAAUGCAAAAUAAAAAUUUAAGAAAACAACCAGAAUCACAUAAAACACAUUUUCCACUUGUGGAGCUGUUUUACAGCACCAGAUACAAGAAAAUUACAUAUAAUUUAUUAUAUCAAAAUCUCAGCCCUAAUAAUUACUUACCAUAAACUUCACCUCGCCGUUAUAGAAUAUUCAAUUUGGCACCUGUUCUUUAUAGCGUAGUUUCAAUUAUUGUUAUUAUUAUUAUUAUUAUUAUAUUUUAGAACAUGCACAAGUUGAUACUAUAUGUACAUAUAAUUGUGUCCGAAAUAAAAUUAAAACAUUGUAGAAAUGUAAAAAGACAAAAGGCACAUUAUGAUAACAAUGCUACAGACUAAUAAACUAGCUUAUGGCUCUAUAGUAUUUUUUGUUCCAAAACUAUUAAUGUUCAUUUAAAUAGGUACCACAAUUUUUACAGUGUUUUUUUCAAUCGUUAGUAAAAAGCAAUUAUUUUUCCUUCAUUAAAUUAUGAAAUAAAAGAACCCUUUUUAUGAAUUAGCUGCACGUUCAGCUUGAGUUAAUUUUAAUCAUGAACACAAUAAUGAUGUGGGUACCAUGUGCCUAAGUAUUAUUACUUUUAUUAGUGUUUAUAAUAUGAUACACAAAAUAUGUAACUAUAAGUAUAAAGUAUAGAUGGUAUGGUGUGUAUUAAAUAUAUUUAUUCAUAGUAAAUAAUAAUUACAAUUUUUAAUUUGAAAACAUAAUAGAACUUUGGGAGCACAUUUUAAUUGCACUGUGAUUAAUUAGAUUUUAGAAGGGAGUAGCAGAGACGCAGAGUAUAAUAAUAAUAAUAAUUGUUAAUCUGGCAACCAUAAAAUAUACAAUUUAUAUUACAGUUUAGUGUAUACUGUACCUACCUGGUCAACUUCAUACACCAAUUCCUGUGCAAUAUUAUAGGUCGUGUUGAGUGCAGUCAUGUUCACCGACAGUGUAAGGUCUUAGAAAAACAAAAUGCAAAUAAACCGAAUAAAAAUAUAAAAAUAUUUUAUAUUUUGAUUUUUCUGACUGUUUUUCCAUGUCUACGCAAUGCUUUAAAAUUAGCUAUCAAGCUUGUGAAUUCAAAAGUUGGUUUAUUCUUUUUUAAACUAACUACAACUAACUGCCUAACCCAGAUUGAUUUAGUUAAAUCAAAAAAUGUAGUACAUUUACAUUUUUUAAAUAGAUAUUUUGUGGUAGUUUAGAAAUAUACUAGUGGAAUUUGGAAAUAUACAAAUGGAAAUCAGUCAUAUAAAUGAUAUACCUACUUUAUUACUUUGAAGUACCUACUUACUAAGUAAAUAAAAUUUCCAAUUAAUAUUUAUAAGUUUCCUUAAAAUUGUAGAAGUAUGAGCAGCUCCUUUUAUAAGGAAAUGCAAGAAAAAAUAAGUACAAAAGAAAAAUAACACGUUAUGAAACUAUAAACAUUCCACAAUUCAAAUACCUAAUGAAUUUUGAGUUUCAGUUAUUUUUCAAAAUAUAUUUUUAAAAAAACCAUAUACUUGCACAUUAUAAAUAUAACGUUUAACUUAUCACAAGACUCGUGCACUUAAAUGAGAUAUACGCUUAAUACCUUUGUUUAUAAAGAUUACACAAUACAUAAUAUUAUAUUAUUAUAUGUGCCUUUACGUUGAUAUUAAUAAAGGCAAUAAAAAAAAUAGUUAAAAAAAUGAAUAAAUAAUAAAUAAUUGAUACACCAAUUUAUGAACUGUGAAUUUUGUGAAUUUGAGAUGUGUAUAUUUCAUAUUUGUAUACUUAACUGUCUUAAACCUAACAAAAUUAUGUGCAAAAUAAUAAGCGAUUAAAAAGAAACAGUAUUGUCUUGACUUGCUAUACCUUGAUUUAGAUUGUUUGUGUAUCAAGUUGUUUUUAAUUCAAAAAAAAUAAAAUAUUUUAUAUAACAUGUGUAAGCAUAAUAUAUUAUAAGGUUCAAAAUAAAUGUAUAUUUCUCAAAAUAAGUUGCUAAGAAACAGUGUAUUAAUGUAUAAAAAAAAAAAAAAACGAAAAUAUGUCAAUUACCAAAUAGUGUGAAUAAAAUUGUUAAUAUUAUAAUACUUUGUUAUUAAAUAUAUGAUAAUAUCAUUAUGUAUCUGUGUAACAGUCGUUUUGAUGCGAUAAAAAUUGUAAUACAUUUAUUAUGUUUAAUGACCAUUCAAUCCAUUGUUCACUAAUCACUAUAAAUGGUAACGCUAUAAAUAAAAUUGAUUUAUGAUUGCAUUGUUUUAUACUUUAUAAACUUAUGUCACAAGUACACGGAGUCAUCAAUGCUACGCAUGUAUCUAUAAUAUUAUACCCAAUUAGUAAUUACAUAUUUAUAAUAUUGUAUUAAAUAAAUAAAAAAUAA